AUGUUGCGAGCAUGCGUGAUUGACUGGGGUGGGUCGUGGGACCGGCACUUACCAUUGGCGGAGUUUGCGUACAAUAAUAGUUAUCAAGCCAGCAUACAGAUGCCCCCUUUUGAAGCUCUCUAUCGAAGAAAGUGUAGAUCGCCUAUCCACUGGAAUGAUGUUGGCGAGAGGCAGAUUCUAGGGCCUGAGCUGGUCCAGCAAGCUAAUGAAAAGUGCGGGUUGUGCGAGAACGUCUACGAGCCGCACAGAAUAGACAGAAGAGCUAUAGUGUCGCCAACUAAGGGGGUAAUACGGUUUGGGCUUCAAGGAAAGCUGAAUCCACGUUACAUUGGACCUUCUGAAAUACUGGAACGAGUCAACAAUGUGGCGUACCGAGUAGCAUUACCGCCUUCUCUUGCUAGGGUGCAUAAUGUGUUCCAUGUGUUGAUGUUGCGAAAGUAUGUUCAAGAUCUAAAACACGUCAUCGACUAUUCUCCAAUUCAGUUAAGAGAGGACCUAUCAUACGUGGAGCAGCCUAUCUGGAUCUUGGAUCGAAGGGAAAAGGUUUUGCGAAAAAGGACGGUUCAGCUGGUACGUGUGCUGUGGAGGCAUCACGCGGAGAAUGAGGCGACGUGGGAGCCGGAAGAGGAGAUACGGAGCAAGUAUCCUCAGCUCUUUCCAAAUUCUGUUAAGUAA
Molecule: messenger RNA, 675 nt
Organism: Ananas comosus (pineapple)
Lineage: Eukaryota; Viridiplantae; Streptophyta; Magnoliopsida; Poales; Bromeliaceae
Exons: 2
Coding region: 1-675 (224 amino acids)
Molecular function (GO): nucleic acid binding
Source: RefSeq, a predicted model, not a curated record